GUUCUUGGAAAACACUCGCUUUUCAAAACAUCGUUUAUACGGAAUAGCCCGUCAUGCAGGACGGACGUGCUCCUCGGGUCAAGAAUCGGGCGCCAGCAGCCAUCCAGAUCACUGCGGAACAACUCCUCCGUGAAGCUCAGGAACGUCAAGAAAGCCAAUUCCGAGCACCCAAACAGCGCGUUGAAGACUUUGAGGAGCUUCAUGAAUACAGAGGCCGGAAGCGUAAGGAGUUCGAGGAACGCAUUCGCAGGACAAGGGGUAACAUAAAAGAGUGGCUACAAUAUGCCAACUGGGAAGCCAGUCAGAACGAGUACGCGCGAUCUCGCUCCGUCUUCGAGCGUGCGUUGGACGUCGAUGCGCGCAACGUUCAACUGUGGCUCAACUACUGCGAGAUGGAGCUGAAGGGUCGUAAUGUCCAACAUGCUCGUAACCUCUUCGACCGCGCGGUCACUCUCCUUCCUCGCGUCGAUCAGCUCUGGUAUAAAUACGUCUACCUGGAAGAGCUGCUACAAAACGUUGCCGGCGCCCGCCAGGUAUUCGAGCGAUGGAUGCAGUGGGAACCAGAUGACAAAGCGUGGCAGGCAUACAUCAAGAUGGAGGAACGUUACCAAGAAUUGGAUCGCGCGAGCGCCAUCUAUGAACGCUGGGUAGCUGUACGUCCAGAACCCAGGGUAUGGGUGAAGUGGGGAAAGUUUGAGGAGGAACGAGGGAAGCUGGAAAAGGCGCGCGAGGUUUUCCAGACGGCUCUGGAAUUUUUCGGGGAUGACGAAGAGCAGAUUGAGAAAGCCCAGGCUGUCUUCAAUGCCUUCGCUAAGAUGGAGACCAGACUCAAGGAGUAUGAGCGGGCCAGGGUUAUUUAUAAAUUCGCGUUGUCUCGCCUUCCUCGAUCGAAAUCAGCCAAUCUCUACGCUGCCUACACCAAAUUCGAGAAACAACAUGGUAACAGGACCACUCUCGAAUCAACGGUUCUAGGCAAGCGGCGGAUACAAUACGAGGAAGAGCUCGCGCACGAUGGUCGAAACUAUGAUAUCUGGUUCGACUACGCACGUUUAGAGGAAGGCGCCGUGAGGGACUUGAAGGAGGAGGGUGUCACCGCGGAAGAGGAGGAACAAGCUGUGGGUCGUGUGCGCGAGGUGUACGAACGGGCCGUUGCUCAGGUACCACCAGGCGGGGAGAAACGUUAUUGGCGGCGGUACAUAUUCCUAUGGCUCAACUACGCGCUCUUCGAGGAGAUCGAGACCAAGGACUACGAACGUGCCCGACAGAUCUACAACACAGCUGUGCGGCUUGUCCCGCACAAACAGUUCACUUUUGCAAAGCUUUGGUUGAUGUUCGCCCGAUUCGAGAUUCGGAGACUUGAUCUCGCUGCAGCGCGUAAGCUCCUCGGUGCAGCUAUCGGUAUGUGCCCGAAGGAAGCGCUUUUCAAGGGUUAUAUCCAGCUCGAGUUCGACCUUCGGGAGUUCGAUCGGGUACGGACGUUAUAUGAAAAAUACCUCGAGUACGAUCCGACGAACUCAGCCGCGUGGAUCAAGUACGCCGAGCUGGAAACGCAGCUAGAGGAUUUCGCGCGGACGCGGGCGAUCUUCGAGCUUGGCGUGUCGCAAUCUCCGCUUUCUAUGCCCGAACUGCUAUGGAAAGCGUACAUCGACUUCGAAACGGAGGAGGGUGAGCGCGAGCGUGCUAGGGCGUUGUAUGAGCGCUUGAUUGCUCUCAGCGGGCAUGUCAAGGUUUGGAUAUCCUACGCUAUGUUCGAGGCAGAGACGAUUCCCUUGCCGAGAUCUGAAAGGCCGGAUGAGGAUGAGGACGACGAGGACGAAGAAAAGGAAGUUCAAGUACAGGAAGGCGAUGUUCACAAGGCACGAGCGGUCUUUGAGCGAGCAUACAAGGAUCUCAAAUCGAAGGGCCUUAAGAGCGAACGUGUCGCUCUUCUAGAGGUUUGGAAGACAUUCGAGGAGAACAAUGGCACACCAGACGACGUAACGAAGGUGCAAGGCUUGAUGCCUAUUGUCAGCAAGCGCCGCCAUGUGGACGAAGAGACAGGACAAGUUGUAGAAGACUGGGAAAUGGUCUUCGCCGAUGAUGAGCGAGAAAACAACCCCACGUCCUUCAAGUUCUUCCAGGUGGCUCACGCUUGGAAGAGCAAAGUCGCAGGUAGCGGUCUUACCGGGUUUACCGCGUCAUUGGCGAGUCAGGACGAGGAGAGCUCAGAGGAAGGAAGCGAAGAUGAAGAUAUGGACAAGAAUACCCAAGACAGUAGAGGUGGAGUCACAAGCAAAGACGAGGAUAGUGAUGUUGCCAGCUCUGACGGAGAAGAAUGAGCAAACUUCAGGCUACGAUGACGAAGAUG
Molecule: messenger RNA, 2347 nt
Organism: Punctularia strigosozonata HHB-11173 SS5
Lineage: Eukaryota; Fungi; Basidiomycota; Agaricomycetes; Corticiales; Punctulariaceae
Product: protein prenylyltransferase
Exons: 10
Coding region: 54-2318 (754 amino acids)
Biological process (GO): spliceosomal complex assembly; mRNA splicing, via spliceosome
Cellular component (GO): U2-type catalytic step 2 spliceosome; precatalytic spliceosome; Prp19 complex
Molecular function (GO): protein binding
Source: RefSeq, a predicted model, not a curated record